This is a messenger RNA of Helianthus annuus (common sunflower), 1056 nucleotides long. Its product is annotated as F-box protein At2g27310. NCBI's taxonomy places the organism in Eukaryota, Viridiplantae, Streptophyta, Magnoliopsida, Asterales, Asteraceae. Gene Ontology annotation, molecular function: protein binding. The transcript has a single exon. Bases 1 to 1056 code for a protein of 351 amino acids. The record is from RefSeq and is a predicted model, not a curated record.
AUGACCACCACCACCACCACUCUCACCACCCUCCCCUCCGACAUCAUCCACACCCACAUCCUCCCCCGCCUCGACGGCCCCUCUCUCUCCUCCACCGCCACCGUCUCCUCCCACCUCCACCACCUCUGCUCCGACGACCACCUCUGGGCUGACGUCACCAAAUCCACGUGGCCCUCUACCACACACCCACGUGUCAACACCCUCAUCUCCACCUUCCCCUCCGGCCACCGCUCCUUCUUCCACGACUCAUUCCCCGCCCUCUUCUCCGACACCCACUAUCGUAGCUCCACCCCACCCCCACCGUCAACCACCGUCCCUCCACAACUCAUCUCCGCCGUCGAUAUACGCUUCAAAAACGACGUCGUUUACUCCGCCGUACAGUUCACGGACACGUCACCGGACUUCCUAACGUCGGAGUUACAAAUCGGGUUUUCCGACGACCCGACUUGCCCCGGAUCCGGGUCCGAGACGCGGAUAACCCGACCCAUUGACGUGGAGGUCGAUGAGCUAGCCGGGGCGGACCUAGCUACAUUAGCGGAUUUAGAACAAUCCGUUACAUUAAGCUGGAUCAUGAUCUACCCGACCCAGAGACGAUCCGGGAACAUUUCAAGUAUUAAACCGGUUGCCGCAAGGCAGGACUGGAUGGGGAAUGAGACGGUUUUAAAAUUUGUUACCGUAUUACCCGGAUCCGACCCGGGUGAGAUGGUGAAAUGUAAAAUAGAGCUUGUGUUAGGGGUAAAUGUUGGGAUGUGUAACUUGCAUGUAAAGCAUGUGGGGUUAAAAGUGGAGGAUUUGAGUUAUAGGGGGUUAAAUGGUGGGGAGUUUUUGGUAAUUUUGCAAAGGGCAAUUUUGGAAGAGAAUAAUGUGAGAAGAAAGGUGAUGGAUGGUGAAGAUAGAUUAAGGAGGUAUAAGGAGUUUAAGGAAAUGAGGAGAAUGAAAAAGGAGUAUGAAAGAGUUGAAGAAGAAAAAAGGGUGUUUGUUGUUAAGAUGAAUUAUGUUGUGAUUUUUGUGUCUUUUUGUUUUUCACUUUAUUUUUUGAUGUUAAUGUUGCAAUGA